Gracilinanus agilis (Agile Gracile Mouse Opossum) is the source of this 1489-nucleotide messenger RNA. Its product is annotated as ras-like protein family member 11A-like. The annotation marks the transcript as partial. NCBI's taxonomy places the organism in Eukaryota, Metazoa, Chordata, Mammalia, Didelphimorphia, Didelphidae. The record is from RefSeq and is a predicted model, not a curated record. Gene Ontology annotation, molecular function: GTP binding; GTPase activity. The transcript has 3 exons.
CCCGGCCUGAGGAGAAGCAGAGGCCGGCCUGGCCCAGGGCAUCAGUCCCGCCGCCGCGGAAGAGAGAAGCGAAGAAGGCAGCUCACUUCGGGGAGCGGGAAGCGGCCCCUGCCCCCGAGGUGGUCCCACAGCGUGCCCCUGCCUUCUUUUGCAGCCCUGGUGGUCCGGUUCCUCACCAAGAGGUUUAUUGGCGACUAUGAGCCGAACACCGGUUCCUUGUACUCUCGUCAGUUCACCCUUGACGGGGAGGAAAUCUCUCUCCAGGUUCAGGACACCCCCUAUGUGGCCCUGGAGGAAAACAGCGAGGUCAUCGUCUGCCAGGAGCAGGUGAACCGCUCCAUCUAUUGGGCCGAUGGCUUCGUGUGUGUCUUCUCCAUCACUGACCUCGAUAGCUACCGCAUCAUCCGGCCCCUCUACCAGUACAUCCGCAAGAUUCACCCCAAUGCCAACAUCCCCCUGCUGCUGCUGGGUAACAAGGGUGACCUGCUUAGGGCCCGCCAAGUGUCCUCGGAUGAGGGGGAGCAGCUGGCCAGGGAGCUAGGUGGCAGCUACUCGGAGGUGUCCGCCCGGGAGAAUUUCGACAGCGUGAACGAUGCUUUCCAGCAGCUGUGCCAGCUGGUGGGCCGCAUCGGGGGCGGGGGCAGCGGCCCCAGCGUGGGCCCUGGCGCUAACGCCAACGCCGGGAUCGGUGCCUGCAGCAGUGUCUGUGUGGAAAAGCGCAGGGGUCUCCACCUGGCCCGCCCCAAGUCCCCCAACAUGCAAGACCUGAAGCGGCGCCUGAAGCAGGCCCUCUCCUCCAAGAGCAGGUCUGCCACUGCCCCCGCCCCAGCCAACAACAUCUGAAAAAGUCCAGGUGUGGGAGGGGGAGCCCAGCUAGGAGACCCCUGGCUAUAUUCAUGGUUCUGUUUUGUGUUCCUGGCCUUGUGGUUGUGGUGUGGUGUGCCCUUGCAUGUGUUUUUUGUGUUCAUUUUGGGGGUGAAUCAAGGGCCCGAAGGAGAGAGCCCAGCCCAGACUGUCAAAUGCCCAUGGGCCAUGGCACCGGAGCCCUCAGAUUGGGUAAGACAGGGCAGGGACCAGAGGGCUUGGAGGGAGACCAGCUUCCCUUUCUGAUCAGUGAGAGAUCCCAGGCCUCCCAAGAGCCCUGUGAGGUGGGGCCUGUGCGCAUUCUUCUUCUCAUCUGACAGAAGUGGAAACUGAGGCUGAGCUAAGACUUCAAAUUGGGUCUUUUAACUCCAAGUACAGUGCUCUCUUCACUACAUCCCAACUGCCCAUCCAUGUCCUAGGGAACAUCGAUUGACUUUAGGAGACACCCCAGGCCUCCCUUUGCCCUAGUACUGGAGCGGAGGCCGGGCAAGCAUUACUGACUGGGAGGGUUCCCUGGGGCCCCCCAUUGUUCUUCAGCAAGUAGAAUGUGAGCUCCUCGAGAGCAGAGGUCAUCUCGCUUUUGUAUCUGUGUUCCCAGUGCCCGGCACCUAGGCGGUGCUUAAUA